This is a messenger RNA of Cygnus olor (mute swan), 1460 nucleotides long. It is a transcript of the gene IL22RA2, whose product is annotated as interleukin 22 receptor subunit alpha 2. The transcript is spliced from 6 exons. Bases 421 to 1173 code for a protein of 250 amino acids. The record is from RefSeq and is a predicted model, not a curated record. Gene Ontology annotation, molecular function: protein binding; interleukin-22 receptor activity. Lineage: Eukaryota; Metazoa; Chordata; Aves; Anseriformes; Anatidae.
AGACAGAUGACAUCCCAUCGGUAGGUGUUUUACGUUAUUGCAACAAGAUUUCUUGUAUUCUUCAUCUCUGAGUGACUAGCAAGCUGAAAAAAAUUAGCAUAGAAAAGAAGCAAACUUGUGUGACAAAUUUAUAGGAUAAAACAAUAGUGCCAGACAUUUGGGAAUUAAUGCCUGAAAAAAAAAAAAAAAAGGAUGUUAUUCAUGUUGGUUUGCUUCAUAAUUAGUUCCAAAUUUCAGAGUCAUCACAGCAGCCAAGUAAGAACAAUUGCUUAUGUUUAAUUUAGAACAGCUCAUAUGUUUUUCGCUUAGAAUAAAUAAAAGCCAAACGAGGGAUUUUUUGAAACCUCCAAACGUAGGGGAAGUUUUGUGUGGCAAGUUUAAUAAUUACUUCCUCAUAAGACAUGCCCAAGAGGAAGGGAGAUGCUCUUCAGUCAUGGAGCUGCUCUCCUAAGCAUGAGGGGGAUCAUGCUUUCCUCCCUCUGCUUACUGAUGCACCUGCUUCAGGAUGAAAUAAGCACGAUUUUAGUCCUGGAAAAUGAAGACCUGCAAGACUCCAUUAAGCCGCAGAAGGUAGAAUUUCAUUCACUGAACUUCAACAACACCUUGCACUGGCAGCCUGGGAGGGCCGAAGAGGCAAAAGCCGCGGUCUACUUUGUGCAGUAUAAAGUGUAUGGGCAGAGCACAUGGCAAAACAAAGAAGAGUGUUGGGGGGUUCAGAACCAUUUCUGCGACCUAACGGAUGAGACUGCUGACAUCCAGGAGCCUUACUACGGCAGGGUGCGAGCCGCUUCAGGUGGUGUCUACUCCGACUGGAGCCUCAGCUGCAGAUUCACGCCCUGGCAAGAAACUAUGAUAGGACCUCCAACAGUAAAUGUGGUUCACAGCAACAAAUCCAUCACAGUAAAGCUCCAGGCUCCACGUUCUCCUUAUAGAAGGAAGAGAGGCAGCACAAUACCAAUGACAAAUUAUUAUGAUCUGCUGUACCAAGUCUUCAUAAUUAACAAUUUGCUAGAUGAGCAACACAGAGUCCUGGUGUAUGAAGGAAAAGACAAAGUGGUUAAAAUAGAAGAUUUGAAGCGUGGAGUCAGCUACUGCGUCGUGGCUAAAACUUACGUGCCGACACUGGACCGCAGCAGUGCCUACAGCAGCAGGCAGUGCACCAUGCUGCUGUGACGGGGCAGCCGCCGCUGAGGCAGUUACAGGGAUAAAGGUGGAAGACGCCUCCCAUUACGGAUCCAGCUGUAAAUUGACAUCUGUGGUCUAGAACACGGCUGGACUACAUUCGUGGAUGCUUUUUAAAUUAACCCUUGCUGCAUUAAAUUAUCAAAUUCACCACAAUCAGUUUAUGUUACACAAAGUCCAAGGAUUCUUUGUAUAUCUUAUAGAACAAUUUAAGAUAGCACAUAUUUGUACUUACAAGGUAAAUAGCCUUGUAUUGUAAUAAAAAAUUGCAAAAAGUA